Rubroshorea leprosula is the source of this 1377-nucleotide messenger RNA. NCBI's taxonomy places the organism in Eukaryota, Viridiplantae, Streptophyta, Magnoliopsida, Malvales, Dipterocarpaceae. The record is from the annotation of a GenBank genome assembly.
ACAGAAAUCGGGCAAGAAAUUUCACCAUGGCAAAGAGUGUGACGAUUUUGCUGCUAGUGCUGGUUUUGCACUAUGGGUUAUCCAUGGCAAUGGGCUAUAUAGAAGGAGGGGAGAGUAGAAGGGGAGGGAGAGAAGAAAGGGAAGAAGAAGAGUUGUUGUUUCUGUCGAAGGGCUACAAGCAAGUGGUGAAGACUGAUGCAGGGGAAGUGCGGCUGGCUAGGAGAGUUGCAGGGCCCAUGCACCUUGGCAUUGACAAAUCUGAAAGCUUGGGGAUGGAUCCUUUCCAGUCUUUCUUCAUUGGUGGCGGCUCAUCUAUCCUUGUGGGAUUUCCUUCUGGAACCCUUUCUACAGCCUUUAAUGCGUCCAAGAGGGUUCUGGGGGAUGUCCUGCGCAGGCAUCUAGAGGGUCCAAUUGUGUACAUGAACAGGUCUCAUGCACCUAGCUUUUGGACAAAAUUCAUACAACUCAGAGAGACAGACAGACUGCAACACCUGAAGAAGAUGGUGGAAUUCCGGCCAGAAUCCGGCCAAGGAGACGAAGGACAGAUGGGAUGGUCGUGGAGGAAACUCUUGAAUUCCUUCUUUGGAAUCAAAGACGGAUUGGACUGUAAAAAUGGUGCCAGCAAAUCCCCUGACUCGUACAACCUCUAUCAUAGAAAACCUGAUUUCAGAAACAACUAUGGAUGGAGCAUUGCUCUUGAUGGGUCGGAUUACAGUGCUCUGAAGUACGCUGGCAUCGGCGUUUAUCUCGUCUAUCUCACGGCGGGAUCGAUGAUGGCACCACAUGUGAAUCCCACCGCAACAGAGUAUGGCUUUGUACUGCGAGGAACUGGCAGAAUACAGAUUGUUUUCCCGAACGGAACCUCAGCACUGGAUGCAAAAGUAAGAGAAGGUGACGUGUUUUGGGUGCCGAGAUACUUCGCCUUCUGUCAAAUUGCAUCCAGGGCAGGCCCUUUUGUGUUCUUUGGAUUCACAACCUCCGCAGAAAAGAACCGGCCUCAGUUCCUCGUUGGAGAAAACUCACUGCUUCACAAGUUGUGGGGACCCGAGCUGGCUGCUGCCCUUGGCACGACCGAGGAAAGACUCGAACCAGUUCUACGUCGCCAACGUGAAGCCGUGAUCCUGCCCUCUUCAGAAGCAACACAGCCCCGUGAGGAGGAGAAGGCGGUUUUGGGGACAAUAGAAGAGGAGAUGAUUAUGGGGUUCUAAUGAGAAAGUUUCGUUAUUUAGUUUAGGUUUUGCUUUUAGUUCCUAGUUUUUAACUUCGCCUUUUUCGUUAGGCUUCGUUUAUAAUCUUCUAAAAUAAAGGCCAAACCACUUGAUUUGCAACUUAUAUCUUUUUGCAGUUAACACCUCAAAUUAAAUUUUCUUCCAUCAA